Chrysemys picta bellii (western painted turtle) is the source of this 8945-nucleotide messenger RNA. RefSeq names its product IgGFc-binding protein-like. The record is from RefSeq and is a predicted model, not a curated record. Gene Ontology annotation, molecular function: protein binding. Lineage: Eukaryota; Metazoa; Chordata; Testudines; Emydidae.
AUGGCGACAAGGAGGAUGCUGCUGCUCUGGGCCGGGCUGGCGCUGCUGGCGGGCCCCGGCAUGGCUGCCCCCAUGGGCCGGGAGUUCAUCACGGCUUUCAUGGAGAAUUACCAGAUCAGCUACUCCCAGGCUGACUUCCAGCUCUUUGUCUCUGGCUACUCGCCCUCCACCACCGUCACCGUCGAGGUGCGUAAGUCCCAGUUCCGCCACACCUUCCAGCUUGGCCAGGGCCAGACGGUCUCAGUGAAGAUCCCGGCCAGCGCUGAGAUGUCCGGCACCACCAAGUUCUGCAGCACCGUCCUGGUGCAGGCGGACAAGGAUGUCUCAGUGAUGUCGCUCAAUGCCAAAGAGCUGACGGUUGACACUGGUGUGGUGUACCCGGUCCAGAGCCUGGGUGUAGAGUACUACAUCCUCACGCCAGCUGGAGAUGUCUCUGGGACCUACAAAGAGUUCUCUGUCAUGGCAUGGCGGGAGCCCACCACCGUGGAAAUCCACCUGAAGGGCAGUGUGAGGUUCCAAGAGCAGGUCUACCGGGCCGGCAGCAAGAUCACCAUCUCCCUUGCGCCCUACGAGGCUGUCCAAUUCCAGAGCAGCCAGGACCUGUCUGGCACCCGGGUGGUGUCCCUGAAGCCGGUGGCAGUGCAGAGCGGGCACAGCUGUGCCCAGAAGAACACCAAGUGCAACCAUGUGGCCGAGCAGCUGUUGCCCGUCUCCAAGUGGGGUACGGCUUUCUUCGUGCCACCGAUGCCCUUCCAGGCCAGCUACGACCUGGUAUACGUGGUCGCCUCCCAAGCCACGCAGCUCACCUACCUCUCUGGUGGGGCCCAGGGGAGACAGGGUCUGGUGUCUGGGCAGGUCCUGCAGUUGGAGGUGAGUCUGGCCAAACCACUGUACAUCUCCGCCAGUGCCGGCAUUCAAGUCUUCUUCUUCUGCACCGGCGGGACCCAGGACAUCAUGCGUUACGACCCCUUCUUGGUCAGCAUCCCGGAUGUCUCCAGCUACUGUGCCUCCUACUCCAUCGCUGGCCAGCAGGGCUUCCAAAACUAUGCCAUCAUUGUGGCCAAGACUGCAUCGGCCGCCGGCAUCACCAUGGAUCAGCGACUCCUGAGCGGGGUGCGCUGGAAAUCGAUUCCUGGCACGGAGUAUUCCUGGGGAGAGUUCAACCUGGGCAGCGGGGCCAGUGCCCGCUCGGUGGAGCAUCCCAGUGCCACCUUUGGGCUGCUGAGCGUCGGCAUCGCUCAGCAGAACGGCUAUGGCGUGGCCGCCCUUUGCCAGAGUGAAUCCCCGGUGCCCUCCUGCAGCUCCGUGCAGUGCCGGAAGAAGGAGACCUGCCAGAUGACCAAUGGCAGACCCGGGUGUGUGGCCACCUCUGUGGCAACUUGCUGGGCGCUUGGUGAUCCCCACUAUCGCACCUUCGAUGGGCGCAACUAUGACUUCAUGGGCACCUGCACCUACACUCUGGCCAAGACCUUCAGCUCAGAUUCAGCUCUCCCAGCUUUCCACGUCACGGCUAAGAACGAGAACCGGGGCAACCAGAGAGUUGCCUACGUGGGCUUUGUGACCGUGCAGGUCUACGGCUACACCAUCUCUGUGGUUAGAAAUGAAUACGGGCUUGUGAGGGUGAAUGCCCAGCACUCCCGCCUUCCUAUCUCCCUGAUGGAGGGGAAACUGAGGGUGUAUCAGAGUGGGGGCUCUGUGGUCAUCGAGACUGACUUCUCCCUGAGGGUCUCCUAUGACUGGGGCAGCUCCCUGGUUGUGAAGAUCUCCAGCAGCUUCUGGGAGAGUGUGCGUGGCCUGUGCGGCAACUACAACGGGGAACCUGGGGAUGACUUUGCCACCCCCACGGGGGCACUGGCUGCCAAUCCCGUGGAGUUCGGGAAGAGCUGGAAGGUGGAGGACGGGGACAGGUUCUGCUGGGACGACUGCCAUGGGGUGUGCAAGAGCUGCUCCCCAGAGCUGGUCGGCAGGUACAAAGCUGAACCCUUCUGUGGCUGGAUCACCAAAGGGGCGGGUGGCCCCUUCAGCCGAUGCCACUCCGUGAUCGACCCCAAAAUCUACCUGGACAACUGCGUCUAUGAUCUGUGCAUGAACGACGGCCUCAAGGAGAUGCUGUGCCAGGCGCUGACGGCCUACGCUGAUGCCUGCCGGAGAGAGGGGGUGGAUAUCUCUGAGUGGAGAAGUCUCACAGGCUGCACUCUGCCCUGCCCGGAGAACAGCCGGUACCAGCUCUGUGGCUCCGCGUGUCCUGCCACCUGCAACGACCGAGCAGCCCCUAGCAACUGCUCCUUGCCCUGCGUGGAGACCUGCCAGUGCAACGAGGGCUUCGUGCUGGAUGCUGGGAAAUGCAUCCCCAAGGCUGGCUGCGGGUGCGAGUUUGAGGGCCGCCUCUACGCCCCUGGAGAGCAAUUCUGGGGGGACGGUGCCUGCAUGAGACGCUGCAUCUGCAACCCACAAAGCAGGCAGGCGAGCUGCCAGGUUGCGGGGUGCAGGACUGGGGAGCAGUGCCGGGUGGAGAAAGGCAUCCAGAACUGCUACCCUAUCAGCUACGCCAGCUGUGCGACCAGCGGGUAUUCCCACUACCGCAGCUUUGAUGGGCAGAGGUUCGAGUUCCAGGGCACCUGCCAGUACCAACUUGCCGGGUUGAGCAAGAAGAGCCAGGAGCUGGUGGAUUUCCGGGUCCUGGUGCAGAACGCCCGUCGGGGUGGCCGAUCGGUGUCCUUCAGCAAAGUAGUGCAGGUCCAUGUCUACGGAGUGGAGACCACCAUCAGCUGGGCCUAUCGAGGCAAGAUCAUGGUGAAUGGUGUUUUGACCAAUCUGCCAUACCAAAUAGGCACAGGGAAGAUCUCCAUGUACCAGAGAGGCUGGGAUGCCGUGAUCCAGACAGAUUUUGGCCUCACUGUCACCUUUGACUGGCACAGCCGGGCCACCGUCACCGUGCCCAGCACCUACGCUGGUGCCCUGGGUGGUCUGUGCGGCAACUUCAAUGGGGACAGGAGUGACGAGCCGGCUGGGAAGGACAGCGCGGGUGCCGGACGCAGCUGGAGGGUGGCCGAGCCCCUGGGCUGCGGCGAAGUCGACGUGGGGGCCUGUCCCGACCUGGAAGCCCUCGCCAGUCGCCAGCGGGGCAUCAACACCGAGUGUGGGAUCAUCCUGGAGAAAACUGGCCCCUUCAGGGAGUGCCACAACAAAAUUGACCCCGAGGGUUUCUUCCUCGACUGCGUGUCCGACUACUGUGCAUCCAAGGGGCAGUUGGCUGUGCUAGGGCAGGUGGUCGCCGGCUACGCCUCAGCCUGCCAGGCCGCUGGGCUGACUGUAUAUCCAUGGAGAUACCACGUCUUCUGGAAGCCAGCCUGUCCCCGGAACAGCCACUAUGAGAUCUGCGCCCAGGGCUGCCAGCCGACCUGCAGCAGCCUCUACGCCCCAGUUCAGUGUUCAGCCCAGUGCUGGGAGGGCUGCGUCUGUGACGAGGGCUUCGUGCUGAGCGGCGACCGCUGCGUGCCCAUGUCCCAGUGCGGCUGCAUCCACCAGGGCUUUUACUACCAGGCCGGGGAGACCUUCCACCCGACGUGCCAGGAGCAGUGCGUCUGCCGGGCCGGUGGGGAUGUGGCCUGCAAGGGCUUGUCCUGUGGCCCCAACGAGGAGUGCAAGGUGGCGGGCGGCAUCCGGAGAUGCCACCCUGUGGGAUCCGCCACCUGCACCGUCUCCGGCAGCUCCCGCUACAUCACCUUCGACGGCACUGCCGCCAACUUCCAGGGUACUUGCACCUAUGCCCUGGCCACGACCUGCGCCAACGCUCAGACGCUGACGCCCUUCGCUGUCCACCUGGAGAACAAGCCGUGGGGCACCGGGCAGGUCUCUGUGGCCAAGCUGGUGUCCAUCCGCCUCUAUGGGACCACCCUUGCCCUGCUGCAGGGCAUGAGGGGGCUGAUCAGGGUGGACGGGGUGUCCCACAACCUGCCUGUGGUCGCGGCUGACGGGCGGCUCUGGGCGUAUCAGCACGGCGGGAAUGUGCUGGUGCAAACCGACUUCGGCCUCACCGUGAGCUACAACCUCUUGUACAACGUGAGAGUCACCGUCCCGGGGAACUACCAGGGCCAGACGUGCGGCCUGUGCGGGAACUACAACGGGCGUCGGGACGACGAGUUCCUGCUCCCCGAUGGCAGGGCGGCCCCUAACGUGGCAGCGUUCGCUUCCGCCUGGAAAAUCCCAGUCCCAGGCGUGGCCUGUGCGGACGGAUGCGCUGGGAACAGCUGUCCGGUUUGUGAAGAGACCAAAAAGGACAUCUUCAAACAGCGCAACUACUGCGGGCUGCUCACGGCCCCCGACGGUCCCUUCACCGCCUGCCACAGCACGGUCAGCCCCAGCACGUAUUUCAACAACUGCCUGUAUGAUCUGUGCCUGGGCAACGGGGACUCCCAGCUCCUGUGCCAGAGCAUCCACAGCUAUGUGACGGCCUGCCAGGAUGCCGGGGCCCCCAUCCAGCCCUGGAGAAGCGCCUCCUUCUGCCCUCUGAGUUGCCCAGCCAACAGCCACUAUGAGGUGUGUGCCGACCUCUGCACUGCGACCUGCGCCGGGAUCACCGACUCCACCCCGUGCCUGGAGAUCUGCGCCGAAGGCUGCCAGUGCGACGAUGGCUUCUUCUUCAAUGGCCAGGGCUGCGUGACUGUGGAGAGUUGUGGCUGCUUCGAGGAGGGGAGAUACUACAAGCCCAACGAGACGGUGCUGGCAAGCGAGUGUCAGCAAAGAUGCAGCUGCAGCCCGGCCCGAGGGCUGAGCUGCGAGUCCCACAGCUGUGCCAGUGAUGAAACCUGUGAGAUCAAAGAUGGUGUCAUGGGCUGCAUCAACAAAGACCCCUGCAAAUCCCUGAGAUGCCGGACCAAGGAGACAUGUAAGGUCGAGAAUGGUCGUGCAACGUGUGUCCCUGACUACAAGACGACCUGCUGGGGCUGGGGGGACCCACACUAUCACACCUUCGACGGGCUGAACUUCAACUUCCAGGGUACCUGCACCUAUACCCUGGCCAAGUACUGCGGGACCGACACCACCCUGGAGCCCUUCACCAUCGACGAGAAGAACGAUAACAGAGGGGGUAACCAGGUUGUCUCCUACGUGCGCCUGACCAACAUCUACGUCUAUGGGUACAACAUCUCCAUCUACAAGAAAGAAGUCGGCAAAGUCCGACUGAAUGACGUCGUCACCAGCCUGCCGCUGACCCUGGCCGACGGCAAGCUGCAGCUUUUCCAGAGCGGCCUGAGCGCCGUGCUGCAGACGGCCUUCGGCCUGGAGGUCUCCUUCGACUGGAACUGGCUGCUGCAGGUGACCCUGCCCAGCAGCUACUAUGGCGCCACCUGCGGCUUGUGUGGGAAUUACAACCAGGACCCAGCAGACGACAUGGCGACGCCAGCCGGUGCCCGGCUCAGCACGGUGGUGGAGUGGGCCGCCAGCUGGAAGGUGAGGGACCGCGACCCGUUCUGCUGGCAUGUCUGCCAGGGGAAAUGCCCCACCUGCGAGGAGGAGCAGCGGCAGCGCUACCACCGGGACGAGGCCUGCGGGCUGAUUGCCAAGGUGGAUGGCCCCUACCGCGAAUGCCACCGCAAGCUCAGCCCGGACAACUUCUUCGACAGCUGUAUCUACGAUGUCUGCCUCAACGGGGGUGCCAAGAGCAUGCUGUGCCAGGCGCUGGGUGCCUAUGCUGCCAGCUGCCGCAAGGAGGGGGUUGUGGUCCGCGAUUGGAGGACGCAAUCCGGCUGCACCCUGCCCUGCCCUGAGAACAGCCACUAUGAGGCCUGUGGGAACGCCUGCCCUGCCAGCUGCUCUGACCGAACUGCCCCCUCCUCCUGCCGGGAGCCCUGCGUGGAGACCUGCCAGUGUGACAAUGGUUACAUCCUCAGUGCUGGCCAGUGUGUCCCUGUGGGGAGCUGCGGAUGCGACUACAACGGCCGAUACUACAAACCUAGUGAGGAGUUCUGGGCCGAUGAGAACUGCCGCUCUCGGUGCAGGUGUGACCCCAGCUUGGGCAUGGUGGUUUGCCAGGAGACCAGCUGCAAGGCCAGCGAGAGAUGCGCCGUGAUCAAUGGGGUCCGUGGCUGCCACGCAAUCAGCUACUCCACGUGCACGGCCUCCGGGGACCACCACUACACCACCUUCACUGGGCGAAGAUAUGACUUCCAGGGCACGUGCAUCUACCAGCUGGCUGGGCUCUGCUCCAAGGACCCCACGCUCACCCCGUUCAACAUCACAAUCUGGAACAACCGUGGCAGCAGGGCCUUGUCCUUUGCCAAGGUGGUGACCGUGGAGGUGUACGGCAGAACUAUCGCUGUCAGCCAGCAGCACCCUCGCAGGAUCCAGGUGGAUGGAGUCUUUGUGGACCUGCCUUUCUACCACGAGGAGACGCUCCAGGCCUACGUCAGCGGAGCCCAAGUCCUCAUCAAGACUGCUUUCGACCUGAGGGUGACCUUCGACGGGAGCGGCCUGGUCAGGGUCACCAUGCCCAACACCUACACCAAUGCCCUCUGCGGUCUGUGUGGCAACGGCAACCAGAGCCCCGGCCAAGAUCUGAUCAUGAGGGAUGGGAGCCGGGCUGCCAAUGCUGUCCAGUUCGCAGAGAGCUGGAAGGUGAGGGAGGUCCCAGGGUGCUCGGACAGCUGCACCGGGGACUGCCUAGUCUGCAGUGAGGCUCAGAGACAACCCUACAAGGGAGACCAGUACUGCGGGGUCAUCACCAGAGGGGACGGGCCAUUCAGACAGUGCCAUGGGGCCAUCGACCCAACCCCCUUCCUCAAUGAUUGUCUCUCCGACACCUGCCAGUACAAGGGGCAUCACUCGGCUCUGUGCGACGCGAUCGGUGCCUACACGACAGCCUGCCAGGCUGGGGGCAUCCAGAUAGGGCCUUGGAGAAUGGCCUCAUUUUGCAGCCCCACCUGCCCCCAUAACUCCCACUACGAGCUCUGUGGGAGCGGCUGCCCUGCCACCUGCCACGGCCUCUCGGCGCCGGACAGCUGCGAUGCCCCCUGUACCGAAGGGUGUUUCUGCGACGCCGGGUUCCUCCUGAGCGGAGACCAGUGUGUCCCCGUCGCGCAGUGCGGCUGUGUGCACCAGGGCAGGUACUACAGGAAGGGAGAGGAGUUUUACGCCAGCGCCUCCUGCCAGGAACGGUGCCGAUGCAAAGACAACGGGGUCGUCGAGUGCCAGGAGGCCUCCUGCGGAGCCAAUGAGCAGUGCAGGGUGGAGAAUGGAAUCCUAGGCUGCCACCCCAUGGGCUGCGGCAAAUGUGUAGUGUCUGGCGAUUCCCACUACCUGACCUUCGAUGGACGGGCCUUUGACUUCCAGGGCUCCUGCGCUUACACCUUAGCUGAGCUCUGCAGCAGUGUCCCCCGACUGGCGAACUUCUCUUUGGUGGUGGAGAAGGAGAGCUCUGGCGAUGGUCGCGUGGCUCGGAUGAGGUCGCUGGUAGUCUCUGUCCAAGGCUACACCAUCACCGUGGAGAGGGGGAGGAAAUGGACAGUCGUGGUGAACAGGGAGCUCUAUGCUCUGCCCCUGGCCCUAGACAACGGGAGAAUCCAUGUGAACCAAGAGGGGAAGAAUGUCGUUGUCCAGACCGAUUUUGGCCUCAAAGUCCUUUACGAUGCUUCCUACUACGCCUUGGUGUCUGUCCCCAGCUCCUACAAGGGACAUGUGUGCGGCUUGUGCAGCAACUUCAAUGGCGACAAGAACGACGACUUCCUGCUGCCCAGUGGGAAGAGCGCCCGGAACGCAGAUGAGUUUGGGGCCUCCUGGAAGGUGCCCGUUGAUGGUGCCACGUGCACCGAUGGCUGUGGGGAAAGAUGCCUCGUCUGUGAUGCAGCAAAGACGGCGCCAUACCAGGUCGAGAACUCCUGUGGGCUGAUCAGAGCCGCCGCAGGUCCCUUCAGAGACUGUCACUUGCUGGUCAGCCCUGCUGAGUACUUCAACCAUUGUCUCUACGACAUGUGUGCCACCAAUGGGGCGGGAGAGACCCUGUGCCAGAGCCUCCAGUCCUACGUGGCCGCGUGCCAGGCAGCUGGGGCCAAGAUCAGAGCCUGGAGAACGGCCUCCUUCUGCCCCCUGGCUUGCCCAGCCAACAGCCACUACGAGCUGUGCACUAGAUCCUGUGAUUUCACCUGUGCUGGCUUGUCCACCCCUGCCCAAUGCACCAGGAAGUGCUUUGAAGGCUGCCAGUGCGACGUGGGCUACGCGGCCGAUGGGGAGGGGUGUGUGGCCAUGGAUAGGUGUGGCUGUGUGCGCGACGGACGCUACAUCAAGGCCGGGGAAAGCGUCGUCUCCGGCGCUUGCUCUGAGAAGUGCACCUGCCAGGCCUCAAGCGGGCUCAUCUGCGAGCCACACAGCUGCCCUGCCGGAGAGGCCUGCGCGCUCCAGGAUGGAGUGCGUGGUUGCGUGAAGCGGGAAGGCCGGUGCACACUGCUCCCCGGAGGCGGGCUCACCUCCUUCGACGGUGCCUCGGGGAAGAUCCUCAACAGUGGGGCCUAUGAGAUGGCUUCACUCUGCAACAACAGCGCCCCCUCCUGGUUUAGGGUGGUGGUAGAGGUCCAGCAGUGCAGCAACGGGGGAGUGGUGGCUGGUGCAGCCGUCUACAUCUUCUUCCAGGAGGCUUUUGUCGUUGUCAAGAGGAACAAGGAGACGUGGGUGAACGGGCGUCCGGUGCCGCUCCCAGCGAAGAUCUCCAACGUGUCUGUGAGCGAGUCUCAGGGCGGUGUGGCCGUGGUCCAGGCUUCGGGACUGCAGGUUCUGUUUGGCCCCAGCGGGGAGGUGACGUUGAGAGUUGUUGAGAGCCUAGCUAACAAGCUGUGCGCACCCUGUGGGAACUUCAACAGCGACAUCUCCGAUGACCUGCGGCUGCCCAGCGGGCAGGUCACGGGGAACCUCAUGGAGGUCGUUGCUGCCUGGAAGGCCAGAGAUUUCUCCGGGUG